Molecule: messenger RNA, 279 nt
Organism: Colletotrichum costaricense
Lineage: Eukaryota; Fungi; Ascomycota; Sordariomycetes; Glomerellales; Glomerellaceae
Exons: 3
Coding region: 1-279 (92 amino acids)
Source: RefSeq, a predicted model, not a curated record
AUGCAGGUUAGAAUGGGAGGGAGGGACGAUGGUGGCGUGACGUUCCGCUCCCUGAUUGCUUGCCAGGAUUACCAGUCGCCAUCGCCAUCGCUAUCGCACCCGACCAUCGAAUCGAACGUGCCCGGUGGAGUGGCUGGCUGCAUUGCGCGGUUUGACGAGGGCUGGGCUACGGACGGCGACGUGGGCAGCAAGGGAAGCCGGCAAGAUUCAUCGACGCGGCCACCGGGGGGGGGCUCCAAUGUUGCUUUUGGAGACGCUGGCCCCAAAGCAGCUCACUAG